Molecule: messenger RNA, 1476 nt
Organism: Fonsecaea nubica
Lineage: Eukaryota; Fungi; Ascomycota; Eurotiomycetes; Chaetothyriales; Herpotrichiellaceae
Exons: 2
Coding region: 1-1476 (491 amino acids)
Molecular function (GO): aldehyde dehydrogenase (NAD+) activity
Source: RefSeq, a predicted model, not a curated record
AUGGUAUCUGAUCCAGAAGUUCCCAACAUGGGGGACGUCGAAACCCGCCUCUUCAUCAACAACGAGUUUGUCGAGGCAAAGGACGGCAAAACUUUCCCCGUCAUCAACCCAGCGACCGAGGAGGUCUUCCAAUAUGUCUCCGAGGCGUCGGCGGCGGACGUGGACCUCGCUGUGAGUGCAGCUGAGGCGGCAUUCCCAGCAUGGGCAGCACUGGGCGGCUUUCAACGCGCGGCGUAUUUCUACAAGCUCGCGGACCUGGUGGAACAGAGCAAUUCCAAGCUCGCUCUCAUCGAAGCAUCGAGCAUGGGCCGACCAGUGGGAACUUAUACCGAGGGUCUCGCCUCGGCGAGGUUCUUGAGAUACAUGGCUGGCAAAGCCACGGAUGUUCAGGGGACGUCGUCGACCCAGACCCCUGGAUUUCUGAACCUAACUCUCAGAGAACCGUAUGGCAUUUGCGCUGCCAUCACCCCGUGGAACGCUCCAGUGACGAUGCUGAUAUUCAAAAUGGCACCUGCACUAAUUGCCGGCAAUACCUUGGUGGUCAAGUCAUCCGAAAAGGCGCCACUCACCAGCUUCUACGUCGCCAGUCUUGCACGGGCUGCAGGGUUCCCUCCCGGAGUUCUCAACGUUCUGAGUGGCUUUGGCACGCCUUGUGGAGCCGCAUUGGCGUCGCACAUGAAGAUCCGCAAAAUCUCCUUUACAGGCUCCGUCCGUACAGGAAAGGCGAUCAAGGAAGCGGCCGCCAAAUCCAAUCUCAAAAAGGUCACUCUAGAACUAGGAGGGAAGAGCCCCCUGGUCAUUUUUGAGGACGCUGACUUGGAUAAAGCCGCCGAAGCGGCGGCCAAGUCGAUUCUCCUAAACUCGGGACAGGCUUGCAUAGCUAGUACUCGUGUCUACGUUGCAAAGUCAGCAAUGGAAGCUUUCUGCCAGAAAUUCGUUCAAUCAUUAAAAGACCUCGGAGCGAAUCCACCCUCGGGCAACGAUCCUAGAGUCUCGGGAACACGGAGGGGUCCACAAGCUACUCAGUCUCAGUUCGAGUCGAUUUUGUCCUACAUCAAAGAAGCUGAGCAGUCAGGGUAUGGGAUUAUAGCCGGAGGCAAAAGGGAAGGUCAACGAGGGUUUUUCAUCGAGCCGACCAUCAUCUACGAACCCGACGAACAAAGCCGGGUGAUGAGAGAAGAGAUAUUUGGGCCGGUCGCAUGCGUCAAAAGUUUUGAAACAGAAGAAGACGUCAUCAGGCGAGCCAACGAUAGCGAGUUCGGCCUCUAUGCGAGUGUUUAUACAAAGGACAUAUCUCGCGCGCUGAGGGUUGGGAGGGCAUUUGAGUCCGGAACCGUCGGGAUCAACAGUACCAGCCCUAUGAUGACCCACGACAUGCCUUUUGGCGGAGUGAAGCAAAGCGGAGAAGGGAGGGAGCUUGGAAAAACCGCCGUGGACGACUGGACACAACUGAAAACAAUGUACAUAGCAAUGUAA